AUGGGUUCGCAACUCGGGUUCGUCGAAUUAAUAAAGAAGCAGUUUGUACCUGGCAAACUGCUCUAUCACUUUCUUUUCUGGACGUUUCACUGGGGUAUCUUUGCCUAUGGAUGGUGGAAGCAAGCUGUAGACCCUAGACUCGCAGGUCUUAACACACUCAAAUUCUCAGUAUGGAUCUCACGAGGUGCUGGUUUAGUUCUCAGUGUCGACUGCAUGCUUAUUCUCCUCCCCGUAUGCCGAACCGUUAUGCGAUGGGUUCGACCCAAGAUUCGCUUCCUCCCUCUCGAUGAGAACCUGUGGAUGCACCGCCAGCUCGCCUAUUCCAUGCUUCUCUUCACCUGCCUUCACACAGGCGCUCACUACGUCAACUUUUACAACGUCGAAAUCACUCAGAUCCGACCCGUUACGGCUCUUCAGAUUCACUAUGCUCAGCCUGGUGGUAUCACUGGUCACAUCAUGCUUCUCUGCAUGCUGCUCAUGUUUACCAGCGCCCACGCUCGUAUCCGUCAACAAUCGUUUGAGACGUUUUGGUACACUCACCAUCUCUUCAUCCCUUUCUUCCUCGGCCUCUACACCCACACAGUGGGAUGUUUCGUGCGUGACACUCCCGAGGCUUUCUCACCAUUCGCCGGCGACGAGUUCUGGGAGCACUGCAUUGGUUACCUCGGAUGGCGAUGGGAGCUCUGGACUGGUGGCGCCUACCUCCUCGAGCGUCUCUGGCGUGAGGUUCGCGCUCGUCGAUCUACAAAGAUUACCCGAGUCGUCCGUCACCCCUACGAUGUGGUAGAGAUUCAGUUCAACAAGCCAUCUUUCAAGUACAAGGCUGGUCAGUGGCUCUUCCUCCAGGUACCUUCGCUCUCCAAGUACCAGUGGCAUCCCUUUACCAUCACUUCAUGCCCCUUCGACCCUUAUGUGUCAGUUCACGUUCGCCAGGUUGGUGACUUCACCCGAGAGCUGGGUGAUGCCCUUGGUGCCGGUGCUGCUCAGGCCAAGCUUUACGAUGAUGUUGACCCCAUGGGAAUGUACGAGGUUGCUCUUCAGAACGGUGACCAGAUGCCCGCUCUUCGAAUUGAUGGACCUUACGGUGCGCCUGCCGAGGAUGUUUUCGAGAACGAAAUCGCUGUUCUUAUCGGUACUGGUAUUGGUGUCACUCCUUGGGCUGCUAUCCUCAAGAACAUCUGGCAUCUCCGCAACUCUCCCAACCCUCCCCGCCGUCUUCGCCGAGUCGAGUUCAUCUGGGUUUGCAAGGAUACUGGUUCAUUCGAGUGGUUCCAGACUCUGCUGUCAUCUCUUGAGGAGCAGUCCAACGAAGCAGCACGUAUGCCUGGCAGCACAGGAGUCGAGUUCCUCAAGAUCCACACCUAUCUCACACAGAAGCUGGAUAUCGACACUGCUCAGAACAUUGUCCUCAACAGUGUCGGCUCUCAGAUGGAUCCCCUCACAGAACUACAAUCACGAACCAACUUUGGUCGACCUGAUUUCCCCCGCCUAUUCACAACCAUGCGAAACGGUAUCUUGGACCGCACAUACCUUAACGGUCUAGAGUCACACAUUCGCACGACAGUUGGUGUUUAUUUCUGUGGUCCUUCAGCUGCUGCUCGUGAUAUUAAACUUGCAUGUAAAGCAGCAACCGUGCCCGACGUGGAUUUCCGUUUCUGGAAGGAGCACUUCUAA
Messenger RNA from Fusarium graminearum PH-1, 1674 nucleotides. RefSeq lists its product as uncharacterized. The record is from RefSeq and is a predicted model, not a curated record. NCBI's taxonomy places the organism in Eukaryota, Fungi, Ascomycota, Sordariomycetes, Hypocreales, Nectriaceae. The transcript has 3 exons. Gene Ontology annotation, biological process: defense response; superoxide anion generation. Bases 1 to 1674 code for a protein of 557 amino acids. Gene Ontology annotation, cellular component: plasma membrane; NADPH oxidase complex. Gene Ontology annotation, molecular function: superoxide-generating NAD(P)H oxidase activity.